UAUUAUCAUUAUCGGUUAUAUAUAUAAAAAUUUUUUUUUUUUUUCGGUGCUAAUUCAUCGUCGUGGUGUAGUAUAUGUACAUUGCAUAGCUAUAUUAUCUGUGUGUCCGUGUGUGUGACUGAUAUGAUUGAGAAAGAAUUUCUUGUUUGUUUGUUUGUUUGUUAUAGACGACUACUCGCCGUGUUUGUGUUUCAUUAAUUCUUUUUUUUUUAGUUCACUCUACCUAAUUCACACACACACACACACAUGGAACUAGAGAAUUGAUUCUGUAUAGUCAAAACUGUGAACCUGAAUAAUCCAAUGAAAAGAAUUUUUUGUUUUUUUGUUUUUUUAUGUCAAUACAAUAUACUUGCCGUCCGAUCAUUUUAAUUUUAGAGCUUGUGAUGUUUGUUUUGUUUAUUUAUUCUGGUUCUGAUUCUGAUUCUGAUCUCAAACACUUUAAAAUUCUUUCUCAGCAUUUGUUUUGUUUUUCGUCAUGAUUCUUUAGUUUGUUUUCAAUCAUCAUCAAUAUAUAUAAAUGAAGAAUCAAUGCAAUAAACGACAACAACUGAAACCACUGAAAUCGUAGACAAAUGCAGCAAAUAAUCGGAGAAAAAAAUCGAACAAAUUGAUGUGAUUGGAUUUUUAUUUGUCUGCAUGAAUUCCACACACACACACAAACGCAUCGACCAAUUCAUGGCAAUGAUCAUUUGGGGAAAUUCUAACGACUACUGGCUAAUAAGAAUCGGUGGAAAAAACAAACCAAAACAAAACAAAACACGCCAUUCUUUUAUUGAUCGAAAAAAAAAUCGACAUAUCACUGUGAAAAAAUCGAAAUUUUUGUUUUAUGCUGAGUGAUUCUCACAAUCGUUCGUAGACAACAGAUGCCUUAAAUGUUUUUUUUGGUUGUUAAUCAUAAAUGUGAAAAAUUAAAAUAAAAACGAAAAAAAUGCCUAAAACAUCAUUGAAAAUACAUUUUACUGGUGGUCCAGAAUCGCCUGAAAUUGUCAAAAAAAUUCAAUUGGAUUCAUCGUUAAAGGUGAAAAAAGCUAUUGAAGAAAUUUAUUCAAAACAAAAUGAUCGCCGUGCACAAAUGGGUAAAAGUACCGAUUAUGCAUUGUAUUUUUUCAAAGAAGAAAAUGGAAUCAAAACUGGAUUCUGGCUUGAUCCAGAACGUGAACUACAAUAUUAUCUAUUACGUGAUGAUGAUAAUGUUGAAUUUCGUAAUAAAAUGAGGCCAUUAAAAAUCCGAUUAUUGGAUGAAUCAAUAAAAACAAUAAAUGUUGAUUCAAGUCAAAUAAUUGAAAAUCUAAUGCCAAUUAUUUGCGAUAAAUUAGGUGUGGCCAAUUAUGAAGAAUAUUCACUUUGUCGUGAAAUGGAAAAUAAUGAAAAUUUUGAAAAUAUGAAUGGAACAAUGAAUGGUGUUACCGGUACUGGUGGUGGUGGUACAUUGAUGCGUAAUACAUUGCGUAAAAAUAAGGAUCAAAAAAUGGAACAAUUAAAACGUAAAUUAAAAAUCGAUGAUGAUAUGAAUUGGAUUGAUCAUAUGAAAACAUUGGACGAACAAGAUAUUGGUCCGAAUACGACGUUGAUAUUUCGUCGGAAAUAUUUCUAUUCAGAUCAAAAUAUUGAUUCACGUGAUCCGAUGCAAUUACAUUUAUUGUAUGUACAAACACGUGAUGCCAUCAUUAAUGGUACACAUCCGGUGACAAUGGAACAGGCAUGUGAAUUUGCCGGCAUUCAAUGUCAAAUUGAUCAUGGUGAUUAUGUGGAAACUAAACAUAAAUCUGGAUUUCUUGAUCUAAAAAAUUAUCUACCAAGAGAUUAUGGUAAACAAAAAAAUGCUGAAAAACGAAUAUUCAUUGAACAUAAAAAUCAUCGUGGCCUUAGCAAUGUUGAAGCCAAAGUUCGUUAUGUAACCAAAGCAAGAUUAUUGAAAACAUAUGGUGUUACAUUUUUUUUGGUUAAAGAAAAAAUGCAAGGUAAAAAUAAAUUAGUACCACGAUUGUUGGGCGUCACUAAAGACAGUGUAUUACGGUUGGAUGAAAAAACUAAAGAAAUAUUGAAAACAUGGCCAUUAACAACAGUGAAACGAUGGGCACCAACACCGAAUAGUUUUACAUUGGAUUUUGGUGAUUAUUCAGAUAGCUAUUAUUCAGUACAAACAACCGAAGGUGAACAAAUUUCCAAAUUGAUUGGUGGCUAUAUUGAUAUAAUUUUACGACGUAAAAAAGCCAAAGAUCAUUUUGGUAUCGAUGGUGAUGAAGGUUCGGCAAUGAUUGAAGAUAGUGUAUCACUCAAAGCAACCAUUAUGCAACAUCAACCGGAUGCUAAACCAUCGAAACCGAUAAUUGAAGAUGUUGCCAUUCCUGGUAUUAUUCGUACUGGCGGUACUGGUGGUCCACAAGUUUUAAAAGUAGAUCAAAUACCUGAAGUAAAACAGAUACCAGUUGUACAAUCGCAAGCACCAUUAACACAAUCACCAGUAAUGGCUGCACAACAUCCAAAAUAUCUACAAACUGGUCUAUCGGAUCCACAACGUGCAUUGCUUGGCACUAUUGGUACUGGACAAGAUGCCGUACAGAAAGCAUUGAAUGAAUUGGAUUCAAAAGCCAUUAUACCUGAAUAUGGUCCUGAUUUAGGCUAUAAACAAGAUCAAUUAGAUGUGAAAAAAGAGACUGUUUCAUCACAGAUGGCCGCAUUGAAUGCAGCCACAGCCCAAGUUUUGACAUUGACUUCAGUACCCGAAGAAGAGGUUGAUCAUCCUGCUUUGGGUGCGGCUAUCAGUACAAUAACAACCAAUUUACCUGCAAUGGCUAAAGAUGUUAAAAUGAUUGCUGCAUUGACUGAUGAUCAUGAUCGUGGUGACAAAUUGAUUGAUGCGGCCAGAAAUUUAUGUAACGCUUUUUCAGAUUUAUUGAGAGCAGCCGAACCAUCGAAUAAUGUACCAAGGCAAAACCUGAUUACAGCGGCCAAUAAAGUGAGCGAUGCUACAUCGAAUCUUUUAUAUAACAUCGAUGAUGAUAAUAUUGAUAGAGAAGCAUCCGAUACAUUGCUUAGUUUAUCAAAACCGGUGGCUAAUGCAACAGCCAAACUGGUCCUAAAAGCCAAAGAUGUUGCAUCCAGAUGUGAUGAUCAAGCGGCUAAAAAUCGUGUUAUAAGCGCUGCAACACAAUGUGCUUUGGCUACAUCGCAACUGGUUUCUUGUGCCAAAGUGGUUGCUCCAACUAUUCAUAGUCCGAAUUGUCAGAAACAGAUUGUCGAUGCUUCAAAAGAGGUUAGUAAAGCAGUCGAUGGUAUUACUCGUGUAUGUCAUGAUUCGGUUCGUGAUCCCUAUCUAAAUGGUGAAGUCAAUCAAGCUGCCAAUGAAGUUAAUGAUGCUUUGAAUAAUCUAUUGAAUUAUGUCCGUUCAUUGGGCGCAACUGGACGUGGACAUCGACGACCAGGUGAUGAUGGUGCCGUAGACACCAUUUUGGAUGCCACUGAUCGUUUGUUUAGCAGUACUGGUGAUGCUUCCGAAAUGGUUAAACAGGCCAAAAUUUUGGCUCAAGCCACUUCACAAUUGAUACAGAAUAUCAAAGGUCAAGCCGAAACACAACCAGAUUCAGAUAUUCAAAAACGUUUGCUUUCAGCAGCAAAAAGUUUAGCCGAUGCUACAUCACGUCUAGUAGAAGCUGCUAAAGGAUGUGCCACAAAUCCAAACGAUUCAAAUUCACAGGCAGCAUUACGUGCUGCAGCAGAAGAUCUACGAAAUGCUACGAAUACGGCCGCCAGUAAUGCAUUGAAACAAAAACUAAUGAAUCGUUUAGAAUCUACAGCCAAAUACGCCACCGCUAUGGCCACACAGAAUAUUGCUGCAGUACAUGGAUGUGCUCCAUAUAAUCAGAAUGCGCAUAAUCAAAAUGAAAUGAAUCAAAUGUGUCGUGAAGUGAAUGGAACUAUUCCGCCGGUGGUCAGCAGCAUCAAGGCCUAUCACAAUGAGCCAAACAAUUCUGGCAAACAGUCUCAAUUGAUAAAUGCAUGCGAAAACUUUAUGGGUCCUGCUCUUCGAUUGGCUAAUGUUUCGUUAUCAUCGUCGCCAACUAUAACGGAUAAGUCGGCCUCCAUCCAAUUGACACAGUCCGCCCAGCAAUUGGCUGAAGCAUUAUCAGAAUUACGAAGCUGUUUGAAUAAAGCAUCAGAAGCAUGUAGUUUCGCCAAUGAAAUCAAUGCAGCAAUCGACAAUAUUCGUCAAUUGAAUAUUGAACUAUCUGAAUGUCGUAUGGCUGCAUUGAAACAUGCAUUGAAACCAUUGCCUGGUGAUAAUUUUGAUCAUUGUUCGUCGCGUUUGAAUGCGGCAUGUAAAUCGGUUGCAUCGGCUAUGGCACAAUUGUUGAGCGCCACAUCACAAGGUGAACAAAAUUAUAUUGGCACAGCAUCACGUGAGGUGACUAGUUCAUUGAAAAAUUUGACCAGCGCUGCUCGUGGUGUGGCAGCCACAGCAUCCGAACGUGAUGUACAAAUGCAAGUGUUAGAUCAUUCGAAUCAGAUACUCGAAUUGUCUAUAACAUUGUUCGAAGAGAUUCGUUGGGCAUUGGAAAAUUGUCAGGAUUCUGAUCGACAUCAACGAUUGACAAACAUAGCCAAGUCAUUAUCGUCAGCAUUACAAAACUGUGUCAUUUGUUUGCCAAGUCAUAAAGAUGUCGAUGAUUCUAUUCGUGCCAUCAAUGAUUCAACACGUACAUUAAGCUAUGAUAAUCAUUAUUCACAUAAAUCAUAUGCUGAACUACAGAAUGAUAUUUCUAAUGCUGCAACUAGUUUGAAUGAAGCCACAUCUGAAGUGAUUGAAUCGUCACGUUCACCGUCCAAGUUGGCACCAGCAUCGAAAAACUAUGCCAAUCAUUAUUCAAAUUUGUUCCAAUUGAGCAAUGAAAUUUCAGGUCAAACAAAUGACAAUGCUGUUAAACAACAGAUCAUGUCAUGCUUGGAAGAGCUAUCAUCAUCAUCAAGCCGAUUUUUGUCGUCAGCCAAAACUGUUUCGGCCGAUCCGAAUGCACCGAAUUCAAGCAGUCAAUUGGCUACAGCUGCACGUGCCGUUACACAAAGCAUUAGUAAUUUGCUUGAUGUAUGUUCAUUAUCGGCUCCUGGCCAAAAAGAAUGUGAUCAAGCUAUUCAAAAUAUUCAAAUGAUGCGAUCAUAUCUGGAUAAUCCAAGUGUUCAGCUAAAUGAUUCAACAUAUUUUGAAUGUUUAGAAUUGGUGACGGAAAAAAGUCGUCGUUUAGGCGAUGCUAUGACUGGCAUUGCUAACUAUGCUCGUCGUAAUGAACAUGAAAAUUUUGGUGAAUCCGUUAAAGAUGCUUCGGAUUCGGUUUGUGGUCUUUUGGAAGGUGCCGCUCAAGCCGCAUAUUUAGUUGGUGCUUCCGAUCCAACCAGUGUGGCUGGCCGUCCUGGUAUUAUUGACAUUAAUCUAUUGAAUCGAAGUCAAGAAACAAUCCAUAAUGCUUGUGCACAAUUAACAUCACCGAAUGCAACCAAAGAUCAGAUAAUACGUUGUGCAACUGAUAUUGCUAAAUCCACAUCUAAUCUAUGUAAUGCAUGUCGUAUUGCAUCGGCAAAAACACAGAAUUCAUAUCAUCGAAAGAACUUUGUUCAAUCAGCCAAAGAUGUUGCCAAUGCAACAGCAACAUUGAUCAAAGAGAUCAAACCAUUGGAAGAAUCCAGCGCACAACAUGUGAAUGAAAAUUGUCGACUUGCCACACGACCAUUGCUCGAAUCGGUCGAUAAUUUGGUUUCAUUUGCAAACAGUCCGGAAUUUGCAUCUGUACCGGCACAAAUCAGUCCAAAAGCACGUCAAACACAACAACCAAUCACCACCUAUGGUAAAGCAAUAAUCGAUGCUUCAUCCAAUAUGAUUAUGUCGGCCAAAACUUUGGCUGUCAAUCCAAAAGAUCCACCUGGUUGGCAAACAUUGGCUAAUCAUAGUAAAAAUGUUAGUGAUUCAAUCAAAAAACUUGUCACAUCCAUUAAGGAUGCUUCGCCUGGUCAAAAUGAAUGUGAUGAUGCGUUGGAAAAAUUGGGCUCAUGUAUCAAAAAAUUGGAUCAAUCAUCAUUGGAUGCAAUCAAUAAAGUGCUUCAAGUUCGUAAUGAUAAUACACCGAAAGGAUUCCGUGAAGCAGUUAGUGCUUCAUUAUCGGAAAUCAAAGAAAACAUUGAUCCAGUUCGUGUGGCCGGAAAAUCGAAAGCAGAAAAAUUGGGACAUGCUAUAACACAAUUGAUUAAUUAUUUUGAUCUAUUGACAUCCAAUUCAAUUGGUUAUGCAUCGAAAAUACCAGAUGAUAAACAACAGAAUCAAAUUUUAGACAAAUCAAAAGGUGUAUGUGAAAGUGCAUUACAAUUAAUAUAUACGGUAAAAGAAUGUGGUGGCAAUCCAAAAGCAACAUCAUUGCAUGCCGAAAUUGAAGAUUCAAGUGCCGAUAUGAAAAAUGCUAUAAAGAAUUACGAAAAUCUAAUGCAAUCAGCCGCAUCAGAAGAAGGACAUGUUAACAGUAUUGUUGAACAAUUGACAAAAUCAUUGACACGAAUCGAAGAACGAUCAUAUGCAUAUUCGAAUGGAUCCAGUCCGGAUAAUCUUUCCUAUGUGGACUAUCAAACAAGAAUGGUAGCCUGUGUCAAAGAAAUUGCAAGAAUAGCACAAGAUAUGAGUGCUAAAUCUGCAACCCAAGUAUCACAACUUGGUGCUUUAUGCACAAGACUAUCCGAAAAUUAUGCUAAUUUAGCAAAUGACGUCAAUGGUAUUGCUGCUGCCACAAAUAAUAUCGAGACUGCAUCACGUAUUAAAAGUAGUGUACAAGAACUUGGUACCGCAUGUGUUGAUAUCGUAAAAAAUGCUGGUUCCUGUUUGACAAAUCCUGGUGAUACUUAUAGUCAACGAGAAUUGACUGACAGUGCUCGAAAUGUUUCCGAAAAAUGUUCCUAUGUUUUGGCCGCAUUUCAAGCCGGAUCACGUGGAACUCAGGCUUGUAUUAUGGCGGCAAAUUCAGUACAAGGAAUUAUUGGCGAUAUUGAUACAACGAUUUUGUUUGCCAAUUCUGGUGCCCUGAAUCCAGAAGAUCCAAAUGAUUCUUUUGGUAUUUAUAAGGAUGAAAUUCUCAAAACGGCCAAAGCUUUGGUUGAAGACACCAAAACAUUGGUGGCUGGUGCCGCUUCCAGUCAGGAAGCAUUAGCUGUUGCUGCUCAAAAUGCCGUUACUACGAUCACACAAUUGACAACCGCUGUUAAACAAGGUGCCGCCACAUUAGGAUCGAAUAAUUCGGAAGCUCAAGUAAUGUUGUUGAAUUCUGUCAAAGAUGUUGCCAUUGCAUUGAACGAAUUGAUUGAUGCAACCAAAACGGCUUCUGGUAAAAAUAUUAACGAUCCUGCAAUGAUGCAUCUGAAAGAUUCAGCCAAAGUUAUGGUAACAAAUGUAACAUCAUUAUUGAAAACAGUGAAAACUGUUGAAGAUGAACAACAAAGAGGAACACGUGCUUUGGAAGCAACCAUCGAUGGAAUUGAAGGCGAAAUUCGUAGUUAUGAAAGUGGUAGCAUGUAUAUUAAUCAAGAUGUUACGCCAGAACAUUUGAUUCGUGCAACAAAACCUGUAACGAUGGCUACAGCGAAAGCUGUUGCUGCUGGUACUAGUGGACAACAAGAUGAUAUUAUUGUCGUCGCCAAUAUGGGUAGAAAAGCUAUACACGAUCUAUUGCAGGUGUGCAAGUCAGCUGCUUUGUUGGCCGAUAAUCAAGAACUUAAAAUGAGAAUAAUUGAUGCUGGAAAGAAAUGUUCACAAGACUAUCAAGAAUUGUUGAAAAUUAUCUUUCCUAUUCUACAACGUCCAACCAAUGUCAAUGAUGUUAAACAGCAAUUAUAUCAGAUGUCACGAACAAUAGCCGCUUCAGUUACAGAGAUUGUAUCGUUAGCAGAAAUGUUGAAAGGCGUUGAUUGGGUUGAUCCUGAAGAUCCAACCGUUAUUGCUGAAAAUGAAUUAUUGGGCGCUGCCUCAUCGAUCGAUCUGGCAGCAAAAAAACUUGCCAAUCUACAACCUCGAAUAAAUAGUAUUAAGUUGCCCGAUGAAGACAUGAACUUUGAUGAAAUCAUUUUGGAAGCAGCCAAAUCUAUUACACAGGCAACGGCUAUGCUUAUUCGAGCUGCAUCAAAUGCUCAAAAAGAAUUGGUGGCCACUGGUAAAGUUGAUGCUCAUGGUGUACAUCAAUUUUCUGAUGACAGCCAAUGGUCAGAGGGUCUUAUUUCGGCUGCUCGACACGUGGCUGCUGCUACGCAUAGUUUAGUUGAAGCUGCCAAUGCUUUAGUGUUAGGUCAAGCAUCUGAAGAGAAAUUGAUUUCCGCUGCCAAACAAGUAGCCAGUUCAACGGCUCAAUUAUUAGUCGCUUGUAAAGUUAAAGCUGAUCCAGAAUCACAAGCAAUGAAACGUUUACAGACGGCCGGAAAUGCUGUGAAAAAAGCAACGGACAAUUUGGUUCGUGCUGCACAACAGGCCAUCGAACAAGAAGAGGAACAAAAUUUAAUCAUAAGUAAACGUCGUGUACAGGGAAUCACACAGGAGAUUGUUGCCCGUGAAGAAAUAUUGAAAAAAGAACGAGAAUUAGUUGAAGCAAGAGAAAAAUUGGCUGCCAUUAAUCGUGCCAAAUAUGGUAAUAGACCACCGGAUGAAAAAGAUUAUGGUUUUACAUCAGUACAGCAAUAUAAUAAUACCUAUUAUCAACAAGAUCAAACAACAUUCAAUAAUAACCAUCAUCAUCAUCCACAUUAUCAUCAAGGAAAUUUUAAUCAAUAAUUCAAUACAAAAAAAAAUUACACAUUAUCAAGAAUCGGCCUUCAUUUUGUUAUACUUGACAUAUUGUUAUAUUGCCAUAUUUUGUUGCCUGUUUCUCGUCGAUGAUAGUCAUUCAUUCAUUCAUACAUUCAUUCAUAAUCAUAAUCAUCAUCAUUCUCUUGA
Molecule: messenger RNA, 8950 nt
Organism: Dermatophagoides farinae (American house dust mite)
Lineage: Eukaryota; Metazoa; Arthropoda; Arachnida; Sarcoptiformes; Pyroglyphidae
Source: RefSeq, a predicted model, not a curated record